Anastrepha obliqua is the source of this 384-nucleotide messenger RNA. RefSeq lists its product as uncharacterized. Bases 95 to 370 code for a protein of 91 amino acids. Lineage: Eukaryota; Metazoa; Arthropoda; Insecta; Diptera; Tephritidae. The transcript has a single exon. The record is from RefSeq and is a predicted model, not a curated record.
ACAUCUUCAUUCCAAUCAUAUCGUUUGUAACUCUAAACGGGCCACUAUCGCUGAAACAAACAAAGCUUCUCCUUCGAAAAGGAUAACUAUCGAAAUGAAAUUUCUCACUUUGUGCUUGGUGUUCGCGUUGUUUGUAGCACUUUUUGUUGAUACUUAUGGUAGUCCUGAUGAGCUGGGAAGCAUCGCCAAUUUAGAAGUGGUUGAGGAGCCUCUAUCGUUGUUGGAUGUCGUUGAGCAGGGACAUGAAAAUGAAGGUGAUCGUUUGACGCGUGGACAUCGAGGUGGCUAUCGUGGUGGAUAUCGUGGCGGAUACCAUGGGGGCUAUCAUCAUGGGUAUCGCGGGGGUCAUCGUGGUCAUUACUAUUACUAAAUUGCUGAAAGGAU